AUGGCGGACCCACGAAUGUCGUCGUACUCAGUGCAGCCUCGGAUUACCUACAACACCGUGGGAGGUGUCAAUGGGCCACUAGUUAUUUUGGACAAUGUCAAAUCGCCGCGGUUCAACGAAAUUGUGAAUCUCACUCUUCCCGAUGGAACUGAGCGGUCGGGCCAGGUUCUCGAAGCUAGAGGGAACCGGGCCAUUGUUCAGGUCUUCGAAGGUACUUCUGGAAUCGAUGUCAAGAAGACCAAGGUCGAGUUUACCGGCGAGAGCUUCAAGCUUGGUGUCUCUGAGGAUAUGCUGGGCCGGAUCUUUGAUGGCUCUGGCCGGGCCAUUGACAAGGGACCCAAGGUUCUUGCCGAGGAUUACCUCGAUAUCAACGGUAGCCCGAUCAACCCCUACUCGCGAGUAUAUCCUGAGGAGAUGAUUUCGACCGGUAUUUCGGCCAUCGACACAAUGAACUCAAUUGCACGAGGCCAAAAAAUCCCCAUCUUCUCAGCAUCCGGCUUGCCUCACAACGAGAUUGCAGCGCAGAUCUGUCGUCAAGCUGGAUUGGUACAGCGGGAGGGAAUUACAAAUAAGGGCGUACAUGACGGACACGAGGAAAACUUCUCUAUCGUUUUUGGUGCCAUGGGUGUCAACUUGGAGACAGCUCGUUUUUUCACCCGUGAUUUCGAAGAGAACGGUAGCUUGGAGCGAACUACGCUUUUCCUGAACCUCGCAAACGACCCAACUAUCGAGCGUAUCAUUACGCCGCGUCUGGCUCUUACCACCGCGGAGUACUACGCCUACCAACUCGAGAAGCAUGUCCUUGUCAUCUUGACCGAUCUCUCUUCUUACUGCGAUGCACUGCGUGAAGUGUCAGCAGCACGAGAGGAGGUGCCGGGCCGUCGUGGUUUCCCCGGUUACAUGUACACGGAUUUGUCGACCAUCUACGAACGGGCCGGGCGUGUGGAGGGUCGCAAUGGGUCUAUCACACAGAUUCCGAUUCUGACAAUGCCCAACGAUGACAUCACCCACCCCAUUCCCGACUUGACGGGCUACAUUACAGAGGGACAGAUCUUCGUGGACCGCGGUCUGUACAACCGCGGUAUCUACCCGCCUAUCAACGUGCUGCCGUCGCUGUCACGUCUGAUGAAGUCAGCUAUUGGCGAGGGCAUGACCCGGAAAGACCACGGCGAUGUGUCCAACCAGCUGUAUGCUAAAUACGCCAUUGGCCGUGAUGCAGCGGCGAUGAAGGCCGUGGUAGGCGAGGAGGCACUGUCUGCCGAAGACAAGCUCUCGUUGGAAUUCCUUGACAAAUUUGAGCGGACGUUCAUUAGCCAGGGCGCAUACGAGUCUCGUACGAUCUUCGAAUCUCUGGACCUGGCCUGGAGUCUCCUGCGAAUCUACCGCAAGGACAUGCUCAACCGGAUUCCAACUAAGAUAAUUAACGAAUACUACCAAAGAACGGCAGAGCGCAAGGGCAAAGCAAAGGCGCCGGCACAGGACAAACCGGCAGAAGAGGAAAAUCUCAUUGACGCAUAA
Messenger RNA from Grosmannia clavigera kw1407, 1518 nucleotides. RefSeq names its product vacuolar ATP synthase subunit b. NCBI's taxonomy places the organism in Eukaryota, Fungi, Ascomycota, Sordariomycetes, Ophiostomatales, Ophiostomataceae. Gene Ontology annotation, biological process: ATP metabolic process; proton transmembrane transport. The transcript is spliced from 7 exons. The record is from RefSeq and is a predicted model, not a curated record. Gene Ontology annotation, cellular component: proton-transporting V-type ATPase, V1 domain. Bases 1 to 1518 code for a protein of 505 amino acids. Gene Ontology annotation, molecular function: proton-transporting ATPase activity, rotational mechanism; ATP binding.